Messenger RNA from Erpetoichthys calabaricus (reedfish), 6398 nucleotides. It is a transcript of the gene vcpip1, whose product is annotated as valosin containing protein (p97)/p47 complex interacting protein 1. Gene Ontology annotation, biological process: protein K48-linked deubiquitination; protein ubiquitination; endoplasmic reticulum membrane fusion. Lineage: Eukaryota; Metazoa; Chordata; Cladistia; Polypteriformes; Polypteridae. The record is from RefSeq and is a predicted model, not a curated record. Gene Ontology annotation, molecular function: cysteine-type deubiquitinase activity.
GUUCCAGAAAAGGCAGCGAAAAAGUCGAUAGAAAAAGGAACCGCUUCCGUGUUGUUUUUAGCUGUGUUAUUGUGAUACAGAAUAACGGCGUGAGGUGAAUCGAGGAAAAUAAAUCGCCUUUUAGAAUGUGUUUUUAAACACUAGUCAAUACCGACAGCUUAUAUUUCAGAAAUGUCGUUACACCAAGGGUCGAAGAAAAAGGACAAGCGAAUUCUGUCUGGCAGCUGCCCGGACCCCAAGUGCCAGGCGAGGCUAUUCUUCCCCGCGUAUGGCUCCGUGAGCAUUGAAUGUACGGAGUGUGGGCAGCGCCAUGAGCAGAAGAAUCUGAUAAAUGUGGAGGAGGUUACGGAUCCAGACGUGGUGCUGCAUAAUCUUCUGAGAAAUGCUCUUCUUGGGGUGACGGGAGCUCCCAAAAAGGGAACCGAGUUGGUGAAAGUAAUGGGACUUUCCAACUAUCACUGUAAGUUGCUUUCUCCUAUUCUCACGAGGUAUGGCAUGGAUAAACAGACAGGCAAAGCCAAGCUUUUAAGAGACAUGAACCAAGGCGAGAUGUUUGACUGCGCUCUGCUAGGUGACAGGGCUUUUCUCAUUGAGCAGGAGCACGUGACUACAGUGGGCUAUGGUAAGGACCGCUCAGGGAGCCUCCUUUAUCUCCAUGAUACUCUGGAGGAGAUCAAGAAAGCUAACGAGAACCAGGAGUGCCUUAUUCCUGUGCAUGUGGAUGGGGAUGGUCACUGCUUAGUGCAUGCAGUGUCAAGGGCACUAGUCGGAAGGGAGCUUUUCUGGCAUGCUUUAAGGGAAAACUUGAAACAUCACUUUAAGGAGAAUUUGGACCGGUAUAAAGCUCUUUUUCAAGACUUCAUUGAUGCAGCAGAGUGGGAGGAUAUCAUCAACGAGUGUGACCCCCUCUUUGUUCCUCCUGAAGGGGUGCCACUAGGACUACGAAAUAUUCACAUUUUCGGUUUAGCUAAUGUGUUGCACAGGCCAAUUAUUCUUCUGGAUUCCCUGAGUGGAAUGAGAAGCUCUGGAGAUUACUCAGCCACUUUUCUUCCUGGCCUUGUGCCUGAAGAGAAGUGCAUGGGCAAAGAUGGGCAAUUAAAUAAGCCAAUUUGCAUAGCUUGGAGCAGCUCAGGUCGCAACCACUACAUUCCUCUUGUUGGAAUAAAAAACACACGUUUGCCUAAACUGCCUUCUAAACUUCUCCCAAAAGCUUGGGGAGUGCCACAGGAGCUCAUUAAAAAGUAUGUCAAGUUGCAGGCUGAUGCGAGCUGUUUAAUUGGAGGAGACAGAAGUUUACAAGACAAGUACCUUAUGCGAUUAGUCAGUGCGAUGGAGGAAGUCUUCAUGGACAAACAUGGUAUUCAUCCAUCUCUGGUGGCAGAUGUUCAUCAAUAUGUAUACAGAAGGACUGGUGUUAUAGGAGUACAACCAGAGGAAGUUACUGAAGCAGCAAGAAAGGCAGUAAUGGAGAAUCGCCUCCACCGUUGCCUGAUGUGCAAUGCAUUGUCAGAGCUUCAUGUACCUCCAGAGUGGCUUACUCCUGGUGGCAAGCUGUACAAUUUGGCCAAAUCCACACAUAGUCAGCUGAGGGCUGACAAAAACUACAGUUUUCCUCUAAAUAAUCUAGUUUGCUCUUAUGAUCCUUCAAGGGAUAUCUUGGUGCCUGAUUACAAGCUGAGUCAUUUAAAUGCCUGCAACUGGUGUCAUGGAACAUCAGUGCGUCAUGUGCGAGGUGAUGGGUCAGUUGUGUACCUAGAUGGAGAUCGGACUAACACCAGGUCACAGGGGGGUAAAUGUGGUUGUGGAUUUAAACAUUACUGGGAUGGUAAGGAGUAUGAAAAUCUACCUGAGGCUUUUCCAAUCACUCUAGAAUGGAAUGGGAGAGUAGUCAGAGAAACUGUGUACUGGUUCCAGUAUGAAUCUGACACUUCCCUCAACAGUAAUGUUUAUGAUGUUGCAAUGAAACUCGUCACCAAACAUUUUCCUGGAGAGUUUGGGAGUGAGAUAUUGGUGCAGAAGGUUGUAAACACUAUCUUGAAUCACACUGCCAAAAAAAACCCAGAUGAAUAUACACCAGUGGCUAUUGAUGGAGCACAUGCCCAACACCAUGAAGAUGCACAGGAAGCACAAGCUACUAUAGAUGUCCAGCCUCCUACCAAGAUAAUCUUAACUGGCCAGAAAGCCAAGACUCUCCACAAAGAGGAGCUAACAAUGAGCAAGACUGAGCAGAAUAUUCAGCAAAAUAUUGCUGAGCAUGCCUCAGUAUUGCAGAAGAAAAGAACUGACAAGUUGAAACAGGAGCAAAAGGGGCAGGAAAGACCAACAUCUCCAGGACCAGCACAACCCAGAGGAACUCCUUCGUCGACACCAUCCACACCUACAAAAACUUCAUAUUCCCCAAAAUCUAACAAGGAGAAGAAAAUUCGGGUGACCACCAACGAUGGACGGCAAGCCAUGCUAACCUUGCAGACAGAGACCACAUUUUAUGAACUUCAGAGAAGUAUUGCCAAAGAGUUCCGAGUACUGCCUGACAUGCUGUGCAUUCGUUUUGGCUUCCCUCCUAAAGAGCUACUUCCCCCUGCUGAAGGAAUGGAAAAUGAACCUGUUCCACUGCAGCAUGGAGACAGAGUCACUGUGGAGAUCCUCAGGGAUUCCAGAGAGGAAGAUGAGCCACGUGAUGCUCCUGAGCCUUCACACCACUCUAUCAAAAGUGAUGGAUCUGCAACUGCUAGUCGUACAGCUUCCAGGGAGUUCCAGGACAGCAUUGACCUAGAGAUGUCUUCUCUAUGCCUUCUGGCAACCCUAAUGGGAGAGGAUGUCUGGUCCUAUGCAAAAAAACUGCCACAUUUAUUCCAGCAUGGUGGAGUUUUUUACAACAUUAUGAAGAAAGAUAUGGGUUUAGUGGAUGGUAAGCACUGCACAUUGCCACAUAUGCCUGGCAAGACCUUUGUCUACAACGCGGCAGAGGAUCAACUAGAACUUUGUGUAGAUGCCGCUGGUCAUUUUGCAGUGGGCCCUGAUGUAGAAGAUCUGGUAAAGGAUGCACUGAAUCAGCUCAGGUCAGAAGCAGCUUCUCGAAGUCGAGAGGGCAGUCCCUCGCAUGGUGUUCUCAAGAUUGGAAGUGGAGGAGUGGUACGGAAAAAAUCCGAGCAAUCUCAUAAUGUCCUGGCAUUUCAGGGGAAAGGUCACUCACUGGGAUCUGCUUCUAGCAGCUCACCUCCUGAUUUAAAGUCUAGAGAAAAGCAAAUCACUAGGAAGCAUAGCAGUGGAACUGAUUUGAGUGGUAGCAUUUCCAAGUCAGGAGCUUCCCUAGCAGAAAUUUCUGAUGACGCCAAAGAGCUUAUUAGAAUGGCUCCUGGGUUUGUAACAACAAAAGAUGGAAGGUAUCUGGAUCCAAAUGUGGUUGAAGCUCAACGAAAAAAACUUCAGGAGAUGGUUUCCUCUAUUCAGGCCUCAAUGGAUAGACAUUUGCGAGAACAAAGUGUUAAAGACUUUUUACCUGGUGAUCCUUCUCCCAAAAAAACAGAUUCUGGAAGUUUAGCAAGUAGGACAAAAAAUAAUCAAACAAGUACUUCAGGCUCUGUUCAGGUCACUGGUGUCUCAGAGAUGUCGGGCAUAGGCAGAGCUCACAGUGAAGACAUAAUAUUUCCCUCUAGUACAACAAGUAAAAUUCAGGGGGAAAAUGUUGUGAAUGAGGAACUGGAAGAAAUGGAUAGUCAGGAUGCAGACGUGCACAGUUCUUCUGAGCCAAUGGAUCAUUCUUGAUUCAAAGCAUGGUAUGAAAACAUGUAUAGGGGGCCUGAAAACUACAAUUUCCUUACAAAAGUUAAGGAUGCUAUUGUAGCCAGGUCAUCUGGUUGUAUUAAAACACAGAGAUCUGAUGUUAUAAAUUCUCAUUUACUGCAUGGCAGCAAGUGUAAAAUUGGUAGUGCUAUCUGCCUAAAUGCUACCCAGGCUGAUUUGGAAAUUUCUGUAUAUAAGACGUGCACUGUGAGAAGAAACAGAAUAAAAUGAUUACAUUUGUAAUAUAAUUGGAACUCAUUUACAUACAAAUGCACCAGCUAAAAUUAAACAUUCACUUUCAAAAACUGGGGCCAUUGAGGCUUAUAGUGAAAGAAGACCAAUGGGGAUAACAAAGAUCUUAAGGUAUUAGGCUAAUAUUCGUAGGUCACAGGCUACACAUAUAACACCCUUCAUUUAGACUUCUGUGAAUCAUAUGCACCUGAUACAUACCUCUGAUGUAACUCCAUCUGACUUUUAGUAAAAUCAAAAGAAAUUUUUUUUGACAACCUGUUAAAAUGAUACACUGGAGGUUGUAAGAAAUGGUUUGGAUGGAAUCUGUAUGUACGAUUAGAUCUUUAGUAACGCUUGUUGACUGUUAUAUUUGUUAGAGCAGAUUAGUUUCAGAAGGAACAAAGUUAAGAUUAUCAUUAAUAAUAGUUUUCAUCAUUCAACUUUUGCAUGCGUCUCUUUUAACAAUUUCCCUGUAAUUCUAUUAAGAUAUUUUAUUUGUUUGUAGUUAUGUUGCCAUUUUAUGCUUGCUUAUAUAAAUCUUAGUUACCAUAUAGGUGGGUGCAGCUGUUGUCAAUAGGGAGUCAUGCAGUGAUCAUAUAUUGAUAACUGCAACUGUGUUUGCAGCAUCUGUUCACAAAAUAAUACAGUAAAGAAAUGUAUUCAAACUUUUCAAAUAAUCUAAAAGAUCACUUGCUUAUAUCGUCCAUAUUUACUAAAAGGUUUUGUCAAGAUUUUCAGUUUACAGAAUAACGUUUAGAGCUUUUUACUUUGCUGUCAUAUUGCAGAGUACUGACACUGUUCUCUCAUGUAGGCUUGUUACUUCAAUUUCCAGUACUUUUAUAAUGUGCAUUGCAGUGCUGCCAUUUAACUUUACUGCUGCUGACUUAAUAAUGAUUUAAAAGUAGAUCAUAUAUGUUCAAAGCAGAUUUUGUCAAACACAAUUUGGUUUUAUUUUUAAAAAAAGCACUAGCUUUUCAAAAUAUACUGAGCACUUAAACACAAGACUCUUUUUAGUUACCUAUUUUAAAGCAAACAGAAGCUCAGGGGUGUAAACAAGUAGAAAUGCAAUAGAAGCUCAGAGAUGUACAAUCUCUGGUAAUAAAAUGCAUUUCUAAACGUAUAAACUUUCCAGUGUGGGUUUAUUUUAUAUAUACACACAUACAAAUAUAUAUGAAUCAAUAUAUAUAUUGCUGUAUAAAAUACAUACACAUAUAGUACAUGCUACUGUACAUAGACAGGAGAUGUGUGUAUAUAAUACAGAUACAGCAAUUUAAAAAUAAAAACAAUGUGUUCAUGAGCUUGACCAGGGUGUAAUAACAUCUCAGUGAUAAUAUCUAGUUAUCUAUUUGUUCCAGAGCAUUUAAUGAACUAAAGAUCAUAUGCAUUUUGUUACAUCAACUGUUUUUUUCUGUUGCCUUAAAAAGAUCUGUACAUUUAAGGAUAGUAUAAAUAUUGACUGCUGUUAUUCUUUGUACAAGUCGUGUUUUUUUUUUCUUUUUAAAUAAACACAAUGUUGCAUGAUAUUUAAUUUACUUGAAAGUAUUGCAAGCAAACUAAAAUUAAUAUUAACUCUUCUGAGCCCUGACAUGUUUUGUUUUUAAAAUAGGUGAUGCUAUUUUUCUGCACUUUUAAUAUUAAUAUAAGCCGAGUGGUGCAACUGCAAGUGUGAACCAAGUAUUUUACAACAAAAAGUUGAGUGUGGUAAGUAGGCUUUGCAUUACAUGCUAGUGUCAUCCCCAUCUAAGUGGUUAUGCCAACAAGAUUUUCACAUUCAGAGUAUCUACUGAGCACUUAUACAAUCAGAACAUUAGCUACCCACAGUGGGAAGAUAUGCAUAUGAUCUUUACAAUGUGGAAGUCCCUCUUAGCAUUUAAGACUGAGGCUAAGCAAUAAAUUUAAAAACAAAAAGUUUUUAUUUGCGAUAUACCAUUUGACGUUUUGUAUUUUGAAGAUGAAACUGAAAGCACUUUUGAGAGGGAUUAUUUCUGUUGAAACUUCCAUAAAUAAGCCGUGAUAGUGUACAUAUACAGUAUAAAGUUCAGUUAUAGAAAAUAGUAUAUAUUGUCAGCUUAAAAGAAAAAUAUGGAUAGUAUAUACUUACCUAGUCCAGUCAACACUGUUUAUUUCCAACAAGCUGAAGUUUGUUUCUCUUUGUGACUGCUGUACUAAUAAUUUAUCUGUAAUGUAAUACCAGUGUAUUAUAAUAGUAUAUAUUGUACUAUAUUUUGAUUUGUACAGAAAUUGAGGUUUCCUGUUUUUUUUUUUUUCUUUUCUUCUUUGAUUGCUAAUAAAAUGAUUGAAGUUACCAAGACUAUGGUACUGUUGUCAGCAUGUGUGAUAUUUUUCUGAUUUAGUGCAAUAAAGUAAACUGCUUCACAAGAUAA